Messenger RNA from Nannizzia gypsea CBS 118893, 1959 nucleotides. RefSeq lists its product as hypothetical. The record is from RefSeq and is a predicted model, not a curated record. The transcript has 2 exons. Gene Ontology annotation, biological process: triglyceride catabolic process. Lineage: Eukaryota; Fungi; Ascomycota; Eurotiomycetes; Onygenales; Arthrodermataceae. Gene Ontology annotation, molecular function: triacylglycerol lipase activity. The coding region runs from base 1 to 1959 and encodes 652 amino acids.
AUGGAUAAGGUUGUUUUGGCUAUCACAGCAUUAACAGGCAUUGUCAAUGCUUAUGCAAUAGGAGGCCAUAACUAUGGCUGGGCAGUCACCGAGCCGGAAUCACCCCUGAAAACUCGAGAUUUAAAGGAUGCCGCAGAUUUCGGAUGGGUGAAAAGAUGGGCUGCUAUUGGCGAUAGCUUCACCGCAGGAAUAGGAGCUGGAAGACCAUAUUCGCAGAGCAAAAGUGACCGAAGCUGUUCACGAUAUGAUCUCGCAUACCCUGCGGUUCUCAACAGGCUCUUCGGAUCCGUAGUGCAGGACUUUCAAUACAUCGCAUGUAGUGGCGAUCGAUCAGUUCAUAUAUACGAGCAAGCAAAGGCGCUAAAGGGGGACUUGAACUUGGUUGUCCUGACGGCUGGAGGGAAUGAUUUAUGUCUGUCAAAGAUCAUCACUACCUGCAUCUUUCUGCCGUUUUACUCGGAGCAAUCGUGCCAGGCAGUUCUGGACAAGGCACAGCUGAACAUUGACACAAUCCUAAAACCGAAUUUGAAAAGUAUUCUCAAGGCGCUUAAUGAUAAAAUGCAGAAAGAUGGCAUCGUGGUUUUCAAUAAAUAUGCCCAGUUUUUCAAUAUUGAAGACGAAGGAUGCACAAAAGAGCAGUCAUGGUCUUUUCCACAAGUACCAUCAGCAUUUUGGUUCCCCGGGAUGUUUUUUAACACCUUGCCGCUGACCAUCGAGAGACGGAAGAAGUUCAACACUUUAGUACAGCAUAUCAACAAGGCAACUCAGGAGGUUGUAGAAGAGAUAUCAGAGGACUCAGAAAUUGGUUAUUCUAUCGCAACGUCAGACUGGGGCCCAUGGCCAAUAGAGGUUUCAGGACAAUUCUGUGAGCCAGGUUCCACAGGCUACUACCCGGACCCAAAAACGACAGAGCUUCACUUUUUCAAACCUGACACGCAUAAACGAUCAUUUUUGGAACUUCUCGUAACCAGGCGCGAUGAAUCUGACACAAACGAAAAAGAGAAAAGGCAAAAACUCGAAAUGGAAAGUAUAUAUAACUCCUUGUUAUAUAAAUCAGCCGAUCCACGAAACGAGGUAUUGCAUAAACUUGGUGCAAGGGCACCCGACCCUCCUGGGUGUCCGGGCGACGGCGGUUUGGACUUGACGUUUGGGUUUGGCUUGCCGGAUCGGUGGGGGAAAUUUUUCCAUCCAAAUGAGAAAGGCCAUGAGACAAUCAGUGCAUUCGCACUUGAGACAAUGGUAUAUUUGCGCUCAAGACAGCUUGGGUUGCUGAAGGAAUUUUGCUCUACCAAAUCUGAGUUCACGUGCUGGCAGGAUGAAGGCCGUAAGGGUUAUACGAACCCAGACAGAAUGAAUGAAAAUUAUAAAACAUUCUGCAAUGGCAUCAAGGCCCCUGACAAUACUAUCAACUGGAGCAAGUCCCAGACAUUUCAUGAAGGUACGCCAGACGAACAUACAUUUGAGCUGAGGUUAUCAAAUAAUGCUCGAGAAUACGUCAAAGAAGAUUGCCUGGUUUCGUUCAACCGGAUUAUCAACGGAUGUGAUGGUAACGACGCCAACAACCCGAUGAACUGGAAAUUCGGAGGGAAAUGGGUAAGGGGAGGAUAUACGUAUGAGAUCAACGUCAAGCGUGAAAAUAGACCGUGGCCACCGAUUAAGAAACCCUACGGAAGCUGUGAGGGUUGGUACAAAGGAGUGUACUCCGACUUCAAGCUUCACGGCGCCGGCUGGUCUACAUAUGACUCCGGGCGGCAGACCAUCCUGCCUAGUGCAAAGGGCUGCCUUGGGCUCGGAGUCACUGCCUUCAAGUUUAAGUACUUUGACCAGCCGGACAAGGAUGAAAUGAAGUGGGAGCUAACCUUCCACACACCUAUAUGGGUUCGAGCAAGGUGCUUUAGUAACAACAAGGUAGCGUUUUCUUCUGGCGGCUUCACCGACGGAUGUAAGGGCAACGACUAG